AUGCAACAUCUCCUUAGACCCGUAUUUAGGCAAUCUUCAAUCUAUUUCAAACAGUCGUAUAGAUUUUACGCUGCUGUUGGUGAUGCAAUUCCUACAACCAAAGUUUUUGAAGGCUCACCCGGAAAUGACGUCAAUUUGGCAAAAGAAACUGAGAAGGGAAAGUCUCUACUCGUGGGGGUGCCAGGAGCUUUUAGCCCAGGAUGUUCACAGAAGCACGUACCCGGCUACAUUAAAAGUGCUGGUGAAUUCAAAAACAAAGGCAUUGAUAACAUCUAUGUCCUAGCCGUUAACGAUCCUUUCGUUACUAAAGCAUGGGGAGAGGGUUUGUUGGAUGAUGGAGCUCAGAUUCGUUUCUUGGCUGACAGCACCGGAGAAUUUACAAGAGAGCUCGGUUUGUUAUUUGAUGCCAGCAAAGUCUUUGGAAACGAGAGGUCAAAGAGAUACGCCUUAUUAAUUGAAGAUGGUAAAAUCAAACAAACUUUCAUUGAACCCGACAACACUUCAGUUGAUGUGUCGGAUGCCACCAAGGUUUUAUCAAGUUUUUAG
Molecule: messenger RNA, 546 nt
Organism: Lodderomyces orthopsilosis Co 90-125
Lineage: Eukaryota; Fungi; Ascomycota; Pichiomycetes; Serinales; Debaryomycetaceae
Gene: TRP99
Product: Trp99p
Exons: 1
Coding region: 1-546 (181 amino acids)
Biological process (GO): cell redox homeostasis; cellular response to oxidative stress; hydrogen peroxide catabolic process
Cellular component (GO): cytosol; cytoplasm; mitochondrion
Molecular function (GO): thioredoxin peroxidase activity
Source: RefSeq, a predicted model, not a curated record